AGUUAGAAAAGAAGCGUGUGCUGUACAACCGGAGGGAGACUCUUGGUGUAAGUGUUGUUCUUCCGAUUUGGUUCAAUCAAAUCAAUGAUGUUGAGGAGGAGGGGUUCUGUGACCUCCUUCUAUUCCAAAUUCAUCGAUUCUCACAAUCUUAAUUGUGGGCGUUCCUCUUCCUCUUCCUCUUCGAAUCCCCAUCGCGUCGCUGCUUCUGCAACUUCAUUCGAUAUCUCUUCCGCUUCUGCGUCUAAAGCUACGACCGACUUCGUGUCGUUGACCCGCCACUAUGGAAGGUGCUAUUGGGAGCUCUCCAAAGCUCGUCUCAGCAUGCUUGUGGUUGCAACAUCUGGGACUGGGUUUGUCUUGGGGAGUGGUAGUGCUGUUGAUCUUUCGGCACUUUCUUGCACUUGCUUGGGUACCAUGAUGGUUGCUGCAUCUGCUAACUCUUUGAAUCAGGUGUUUGAGAUCAAUAAUGAUGCUAAAAUGAAGAGAACAAGUCGCAGGCCACUACCCUCAGGACGCAUCACAAUACCUCAUGCAGUUGGCUGGGCAUCCUCUGUUGGAUUAGCUGGUACGGCUCUACUAGCUACGCAGACCAAUAUGUUAGCUGCUGGGCUUGCUGCUUCCAACCUAAUUCUGUAUGCAUUUGUAUAUACACCCUUGAAGCAGAUUCAUCCCAUAAAUACAUGGGUGGGAGCUGUUGUCGGUGCUAUUCCACCACUUUUGGGAUGGGCUGCAGCUUCUAAUGAUAUUUCACUAAAUGGAAUGAUUCUUCCAGCUGCUUUGUAUUUUUGGCAAAUACCACAUUUUAUGGCCCUAGCCUAUUUGUGUCGUGAUGACUAUGCUGCUGGAGGGUUUAAGAUGUACUCUCUUGCUGAUGCAUCUGGGCAUAGAACAGCAUUGGUGGCUUUAAGGAACUCUAUAUAUCUAAUCCCUUUGGGGUUCUUGGCUUAUGAUUGGGGUUUGACUUCUGGAUGGUUUUGUCUUGAGUCCGCUGCACUUACACUUGCAAUAAGCGCUGCAGCAUUUUCAUUCUAUAGAAACCGUACCAAAGAAAAGGCAAGGAGAAUGUUCCAUGCCAGUCUUCUUUACCUCCCUGUGUUUAUGUCUGGGCUUUUGAUUCACCGUCGUUCUGAAAACGAACAAUUCUUAGAAGACAAAGCAAAGGGUUUUGUGAAAUCUGCAUCCUCUACGGAGUCUUCAGAGUUGGAUGAUGAUAACGGCGAUCAAAAUAUCAAGGCCAGGCGUCCCUAUCGGACUGAAGCGCGUCCUCCCGUAUCGUAUGCCUCUGUUGCACCUUUUCCCUUUUUGCCUGCUCCAUCAUAUAACUUCCCUUGAUAUCUGUCAGUUAUACGGAUUUUGUAUGACUUCAACAUUUUCUCGGCCAAGUUUUGUUUGGUUAAGUUGAUAUAUUCAUUGAAAUGAUACAUUCUAAUUUGUCUGUUUAAGCCGUUAAGGUUGUUUUAUGUGCCACAAUAAAAAUUGAAGAUGCAUCUGUAAUCUGAAAUAAAUGAGAUUUUGUUUCUUUUA
Molecule: messenger RNA, 1524 nt
Organism: Glycine soja
Lineage: Eukaryota; Viridiplantae; Streptophyta; Magnoliopsida; Fabales; Fabaceae
Product: protoheme IX farnesyltransferase, mitochondrial-like
Exons: 7
Coding region: 85-1332 (415 amino acids)
Biological process (GO): heme biosynthetic process
Cellular component (GO): mitochondrion; membrane
Molecular function (GO): protoheme IX farnesyltransferase activity
Source: RefSeq, a predicted model, not a curated record